ACUGAACUGAAACCUGACCUGGCUCAACGCGCUUCUUUAAAAUCCUUAUCUCUUUACACGGAAAGAUCUCCGUUGUUUGACAAUGAAUCUGUCAGCAUUGAAUAUCUGUUGGAUACAAUCGUGUGCUUGUCGUAUGAGUGCCGCUUGCCGCAGCAUAGAUCAGAACGAAAUUGCGCCAAAUUCUCAAACGCAGUGAAACCGUAUGUUGAGCGGAUUGAACGUUGUUGGAUAUCACGCGAUGAGUUCGAAACCAUCCGCCUAAUUGGAUCAGGUGCAUUUGGUGAGGUGUCUGUGGUUAGAUGGAAGAACAAUGGACAGAUAUACGCACUCAAAUCUCUGCACAAGUAUGAUAUGCUGAAAAGAUCUGAUCGCGCUUGUUUUCAAGAAGAACGGGAUGUCAUGGUAAAAGCAAUGGUGAAGAACUCCCCUUGGAUAGCUAAGUUACAUCAUGCUUUUCAAGAUGAAAAGUUUCUGUACUUUCUCAUGGACUUUUACAACGGUGGUGACAUGUUGACCAUGUUGAGUAAAUUUGAUGACAAGAUCCCCGAGGACAUCGCCCGGUUCUACAUUACGGAAAUCGUGCUGGCAAUCGAUUCACUACACCAGCUUGGUUACGUUCAUCGUGACAUAAAACCAGACAAUGUUCUGUUAGACUCUGGACAUAUUGUUUUGGCCGAUUUCGGCUCUUGCCUUAAAAUAGGCGAAAACGGGUUAGUAAAAAACAGUACAGCCGUUGGUACUCCGGAUUAUAUUUCACCGGAGAUCCUGCGCGCCACAGAAGAUGACCAUGGAACUUACGGUGUGGAAUGCGAUUUUUGGUCUUUGGGCGUGGUCAUUUACGAAAUGCUAUUCGGCGAGACCCCAUUCUACAGUGAAAAUCUAAUCGAAACUUACGGUCAUAUCAUGAAUUUCGAAGUGAUUUCAGAACCUGCUCGGGAUUUAAUGCGACGCCUAAUUUGCGAUCGUAAACGGCGACUUGGCAGAAACGGUUUGUCAGAUUUCAAAGCUCAUCCGUUUUUUAACGGAGUUGAUUGGGAUCAUAUACGUGAGCGUAAGUGGUUGGAAAAUUCCUUGUUACUUAAAAUACCGAAUGUACAUGAAAACACUUUUGGUCUAUCUCCGGGGCUCACGAUUAGCCAUAUGUAUAUCUUUCUUUUUUACAUCGGUAUGUGUCCACUUCCUUGUUUCGUUCUCAACGCUGCCAUCGCGUUUUACAACCGGCACUAG
Molecule: messenger RNA, 1227 nt
Organism: Echinostoma caproni
Lineage: Eukaryota; Metazoa; Platyhelminthes; Trematoda; Plagiorchiida; Echinostomatidae
Source: the annotation of a GenBank genome assembly